Molecule: messenger RNA, 297 nt
Organism: Suillus subaureus
Lineage: Eukaryota; Fungi; Basidiomycota; Agaricomycetes; Boletales; Suillaceae
Exons: 1
Source: RefSeq, a predicted model, not a curated record
CAUGCUGCUGUUGAAGUUCCUGGAAAGAAAAGCCCCUUUGAGACUCAGCAUGACAAAAACCUUUUUUUUUCAACAGUCAAGCAAAUAGUUACUGAGAGCAUUGUACCAGAAGGUUAUGGCUUGCUCCCUGAUGAGCAAGGUGAUGAUGCAGCCAUGAUUGAAGUCUUACAAUUUGGAAGGCACGGAACAAAAUCAAUUACCGUCUCAUUAAGUGAUCCUAUCUGGGAAGCUUGUGCAACACUUUGGUGUCAAGGGUUAUCAGCAUUAUCUUUGUUCGAAACAGAAGGAUACUUGUAG